AUGGCGCUGCGGCCAGGAUCCGGAGGAGGCGGCAGUUUUAUGUAUCCUGUUGGAGGGGGCUUGGGGCAACCACAAGGCAUGGUACCCAUGCAGCAUCAACAGCAGCAGCAGCAUCAGCAGCAGCAGCAUCAACAGCUUCAGCAACAUCAGCAGCAGCAGCAACAGCUUCAGCAACAUCAGCAGCAGCAGCAGCAGCAACAGCAGGGCUUCUCUAUCGGUCCAGUCAUGCAGCCUAACAUGCAGGGGAUGAUGGGAAUGAACUAUGGGGGCCAGAUGACCCAAGGAGCCAUGCCUAUGCAGGGCGGGAUGGCAAUUGGGAUGCAGACCCCCGGUAUGCAGUUUAUAGGCCAGCCACAGUUUAUGAGUAUGAGACCUGCUGGACCCCAGUACACUGCUGACAUGCAGAAACAAAUGGCAGAGGAGCACCAAAAGCGUCUGGAUCAUCAGCAGAAGAUGCUGGAGGAAGACAGGAAAAGAAGACAGUUUGAGGAGCAGAAACAGAAGCUGAGGCUGCUCAGCAGUGUCAAACCCAAGACAGGGGAGAAGAGUCGGGAUGAUGCAUUGGAGGCAAUCAAAGGAAACCUGGACGGCUUCAGCAGGGAUGCGAAAAUGCACCCCACUCCAUCAUCACAGACAAAGAAGCCAGACUCAUCGCCAUCACACCCGUCUGUCUCCACUCACUCACUCCCUGCAGCUUUGUCUGAGGACAAUGAUGAGUUUAGUGACUUUCAGGGGCCUUUAGAUACCCCAGCCUCCUUCUCUCCGCCCUCCUCUUCCUCUUCAUCCACCCUUGGCCUUUCCACUCAGGCCCACGUCCAGCCUGCGUCCCCUGCCCCUCAGACAGGUUUCUCUGAGGACGAUGAGUUUAGUGACUUUGUUCAGGGUCCCGUAAACACUAUCCCCUUCUCCAAUGUCCACAUCUCCUCUCAAGACCAAACCCAUCCUUCCUUCCCCUCCUCACAAUCCCUCCCUGCCUCUGUGUCCGUUCCCACUGCCUCCCAACACUGUGCUGUCAACACCAGUUCCCAAUCUACAUCUCAAGGCCCGUCCCUGGAAGAGAAGCUAUUCUCCUCAUGUGAUCUUACUGCUGAUAAGACGGCCCAGGUUAGCUUUAAAUCCAGGCAGAGUUUGGCUGAUAUGGGUCCUAGAUCUAAAGUUUCCAGCCAGUUUCAAUCCAGCAAUAAAGCAAGGAACUGGGCUGUGGCCGCCAAGGACUUGAGUUCUGUCUUCGUCACUGUAAAGGCACCUGAGGCCUCAGUCUCAGCACCCAGCGUGUCCCCAUCAGCUGUCGAUCCGUCCUCCAAAACCAGUAGUGAAAGUGCAGGUGUUGGCGUGUAUCCACAACAAGAGCACAUUCAGCCCAUGCUGCCAGCCUGGGCGUACAAUGACAGCCUCGUUCCAGAUAUGUUCAAAAAGAUCCUUGAGUUCACCAUGACCCCGGCAGGGAUAGACACAGCCAAGCUCUACCCAAUUCUAAUGUCAUCAGGUCUUCCCAGGGAAGCACUGGGGCAAAUCUGGGCCACUGCCAACCGCACAACACCUGGCAUGCUGACCAAGGAGGAGCUCUACACUGUACUUUCACUAAUUGGUGUGGCGCAGAGUGGCCUCCCUGCAAUGAAUUUGGAAAUCCUCAGUCAGUUCCCCUCUCCACCAGUGCCCAAUCUGCCAUCCCUGACUAUGGCCAUGGCCCCUGUUAUGCCCCAGCACCAGCAGCCCAUGAUAACACAGACCCCGGUCUCUAUGGCCAUGCCAUCACCAACACCACAGAUCAUGGCCAUGACAUCGCUAGCACCAACUCAACCGCCCACAAACACUAACUUCAUCGCCAGCUUUCCUCCGGCACAGGCGAGCAAAACAGAUGACGAUGAUUUCGCGGACUUCCAGGAGGCUCCAAAGGCAGGAGCAAAAGACCAGGACUUCACUGAGUUCCAGGGGGAGUCAGGAGGAAGUUUCCCCCCCACCACAGCACCUCAGCUACAAAACAGUGCACCUGCCAUGCUGACUCCAGUGUCUGGUUCCUCCUCCGCUUCUGUGACAUCCUCUGAUAAGUAUGCUGUCUUCAAGCAGCUGUCUGUAGAUCCGCCUGCAGAGCCUACACCCCAUGCCCCAGAUAUUGGAGAUAAAUACAGUGUUUUCAGGCAGCUUGAGCCACCUGCUGACAAGAAACCAGUUGGGGAAGGAUUUGCAGAUUUCAAGUCUGUCAGCGCUGAUGAUGGCUUCACAGACUUUAAAACCGCCGACAGCGUAUCUCCAUUAGACCCUUCAGAACAGGCCAAAAUCUUCCAGCCAGCUUUCUCCUCUGCUUUCCCAAACUCUCAGUCUCUACAACAGCUACCACAGCAGCAGGCAGCAGUGUCUCUUUCUCAGACUAAAAAUCCCCUCAACAUAGCCGACAUGGACCUUUUCUCUUCUAUAGCUCCGUCUAUUCCUGCUUCUACUGACACAAAACCUUGCACCUUCCCCUCUGUGUCAGCGCCCCCCUCUUUAGUGCUCCGACCAGGUGGAGCUAAACCUCCAGGGGGGGGCUCAGAUGAUUUUGGUGACUUUGCCCUCUUUGGCUCCUCCUCUGACGCUGCUCAACCUUCAGCAGCGGGCGUAGCUGCAGCAGCGACUCAGGACGACUUUGCAGACUUUAUGGCAUUCGGCAGUUCUGGUGGGGAGCCUAAAGGCGACAGCAGAGCGGGAGUCCAAGGGGACACCUCCACGCAGCAGAGGCCUCAGCAGAACUCCGACAAGUAUGACGUAUUCAAGCAGCUGUCUCUGGAGGGAGGCCUCGCAUACGAUGACAACAAGGAGAGUGGCGGUGGCUCCUUCUCAUCCCUCAAAAGCGACACAGAUGACUUCGCUGAUUUUCAGUCCUCGAAGUUCUGCACAGCCCUUGGGGCUUCAGAGAAGACUCUGGUGGACAAGGUGACUGUUUUCAAACUGGGCACAGAGGACUGUGCCUCUGUUAAGUCACUUGACCUCCCAUCCAUUGGGGGGAGCAGUGUGGGAAAAGAUGACUCCGAGGACGCUCUCUCAGUGCAGCUCGACAUGAAGCUGUCGGACAUGGGUGGGGAUCUGAAGCACGUGAUGUCGGACAGCUCUCUGGAUUUGCCGGGUCUCUCUGCCCACCAGCCCCCGGCUACAGAAGGAGACGACCUGAAAUUUGACCCGUUUGGCACGUCGGGCAUCAGCACCCUGACCAGCUUUGACUGGUCAGAAAGGGAGGAGUGUCUGUCGGGUGAGGUCGGACGGCCACAAGUCCUGGAUGGAGCUUCUCUUCCAUCCUUAGGCCCACCCCAGAGGAAGGAGCUCACCGUCGGCAGUGUAGAGAACAUCACAAGCAACUUGGUAGAUGACAAGUUUGAGGCCUUCGCGGACUUCAGCUCUGGUGACCAAGGAGGUGUUGACGAUGAGGACGACUUCGGAGACUUUGCAAGUACCGUUUCUGAAAAAUCCGACUCGCCCGCUGCCACAGCUGACACAGGCUCAGAGGGGAACCAGAGCGAAGCCCCAGAUGAGUUUGCCGCCUUCCAGGGCGACAAGCCCAAGUUUGGCAGGUCGGACUUCCUCAAAGCAAGCACUCAGGCCAAGGUCAAGUCCAGUGAGGAGAUGAUCAAGAAUGAGCUGGCAACCUUUGACCUGUGCGUUCAAGGCUCCCACAAACGCAGUCACAGUUUGGGUGAGAAGGAGAUUGGCCGUUCGCCGCCGUCUCCAGCUCCGGAGCAGCACUUCAGGGACCGAUCUAACACCCUGAGCGAGAAGCCCGCCCUGCCCGUCAUCAGGGACAAGUACAAGGACCUGACUGGGGAAGUGGAGGAGAGCGAGCGCUACGCAUACGAGUGGCAGAGGUGUCUGGAAAGUGCUCUGGAGGUCAUCACCCAAGCUAACAACACCCUGAACAGCAUCAGCAGCUCCUCCGUCUGCACAGAGGUCAUCCAGUCUGCCCAGGGAAUGGAGUACCUGCUGGGUGUGGUGGAAGUGUACCGCGUCACCAGGCGUGUGGAGCUGGGCAUCAAGGCGACGGCGGUGAGCUCUGAGAAACUGCAACAGUUGCUGAAGGACAUCAGCCGUGUAUGGAACAACCUCACAGGCUUCAUGUCUCUGGCCAAGCUCGCUCCUCAUGAAAGCUCCCUAGAUUUCUCCUCCUGUAUUCUGAAGCACGGCAUCAAGAAUGCCAAGGAGCUGGCGUGUGGAGUGUGUCUGCUCAACGUCGAUUCACGCAGCAAGAACAAAGAAGAAAGCACUCUUGGACGUCUGUUUAAACGAGCAUUGACUAAAAACAAUGACAGCAAGUCAAGGGUAAUUAUGUCUUUUUUUUAUGUAUUCCUAUACAAAUAUCAGAUAAUAUAGAACAGCAGAGUGUAGAUUGAAAGCAGAUUUCAAUAUCUAAUCAGGCGUUGGCUCAGUCUGGCUCCUCAGCGUUUAAAUGCAGCUACAGAGGUCGGAUGAAUCAGCAGUCGCUCAUUUAUGUCACCGGCUCCAGGUAGGAGAGCCUGAAUACCCGGGCUCUUGUUUCAGAAGGUUUAAUUACGAACAGCACCAGUUUAAAUUAUGCAAGUGUCAUGCAGGUGAAGUCUGAGAGAAGUCUGAGAGUUUGAGGAGGAAAGGCUCUGCAGUGAAAACAGGAGGUUUUUACAGUGCGUCAUUGUGUGACCACCCUCUAACAUUUCCAGCGUUGGCAGUCCCGAGAGCAUAGAGAAGUAGGUCAGGGCACAAAAGACCUCUGACAGGAGGGCGAGAGAAUGAGCAGAAAUGUGGAAAUGUGUUGAGCUCAGCGUGAGAAAGUCCUUCAUCCAGCAGACAGGUGGAAGGGACGUCUCUGGCUUCAUUGUGUGUUGUGGUUGUUUUCUCUGGAGCUGCUGCAUCCUGCAUGCGUCCCCUCUCCUCCUGCGUGGGAGGCUCUGAUUCACUGCACAUGACUCAUCCCCCUCUCUCUCUCCCUCUCUCUCUCUCUGGCUCCAGCUCCAGUGUUUCACCGGGGAUGCAAACUCUCAAACCGCACGUCGCACACAUUAGCAUCUCCUGAUUGCACACACUGGGCUACAGCUGGGCCCAAUGAACACGCCGACUCGCAGAGUGAGAGUCAGAGCUCCGUGUCUCCAAUUCAAAUUCAUCCGUUAAUUGUCGGCGAAAACACAAUUUACGGCUUCAAACUCUUCGUGUUCAGCCGUUGCAUCACCUUGCGCUUUCAUUACAGUUAUUAACAUUUAGAUUUGCUGUGAUGAAACACUUGCACGAGCAGAUGCAGCCAAAUAUAUAUCUGAGUCAAUGUUGGGUCUUAGCUCCUUGUGUCUCUUUCAGUGUCACGUGGGGAACAUUUAUUUAUUCUGCUACAAUCACAGAAACACCAAGGAGGCCGUGUUGUCUCCGCAGGUCUGUUCAGUAGCAAAAUGUGUCACAGCACCAAGGAGCCUGCUGCUUUGAAUUCAGACAUGAAAGUCAGGAAACAGUGUUAGUAUUCAGGUUUGCUGAAAGUCUAUAGAUUUCUUUAUUCAAUUUUGACACAGUCAUUUAAGUUUAGACGUGAGCAGUGAUAUGUUCACAGUAUGGGGCUCGUGCAUCAGUUCUAAAGAGAUUUACACUUUUCAAUCCUAUCAACUGUUUUUUUGUUAUUUAAGUGCAGUUUCCCCCCCCUCGGUUUCUCUAGUCUUUCCUAGUAGACAUUCCAAGACCCUGCAAAUCCAAAUCCUCUUUUACCAAAGGUGGCUUUUCUCAUGCAUAACUUUGCUGGGAUGUCCUGCAGGGUCACGAAAACAGACGCUGAGCUGUGGCACCUCUGUGCUGCGCUGAGGAAAGAUGUGAUUCAUUCCCUAAAUCAACAAUUAUGACCUUAUUUAGCGAUGUAGUCAAUCAUAAGAGUGUGUUUGUAGUGAUUCUUGAAGGUAAGCAGUGAGGAAAUUAAAAAUAACAGCAGAGCAGAGUGAGCAUUGAAGAGACAAACUAUGAAUGAGAACUAAACUGUGGACUAGAUCUUUAUUCUAUGCACUAUUAGGACUGUUAGUCUUUUUUUAUAAUCAUCAUCACUAACUUUCUGCAUAUCAACUCUGCUUAUCUCAAAGGCAGAAUAGACACAUUGUGUGAUUUCAUUCUUACUUUAGUUCCUUUUCUUAAUUUCUUUGAUCAAAUAGAUUAAAUAAAUGUGAUUUUUAAAUGAAGUUUGAACCGUAUUUGAUUUUGUUUGUCAGAAGCUACGCAGAUGGUUAUUUAGCAGUUAGCAGGACCAUUAUCUCUCCAUAUAAGUAGAUUAUGCAAACUGUGAAAAUUAAAACUUACUCUUCAGUAGCAGUAAGUUGUCAUUUAGAAGUCACUGCAGUUUAGUUUUAAUGUACGGGAUAUCUUUUUAGAUGUUGAGGUAAAGUGUCAAAAAGUCAGGCUGUGUUUUUAAACCCUGUUUUCCUGCUUGUUGUGGCUUUGUAGAGCAGUCCAGUGCUGCAGUAGAGUGUAGACGUCUCUCUUCCUCCUGUGCGCACAGAUGGAUUUCUCGCCUUUUGUGAUUCGGGGGGGUUUCUCAUAUUUCACCCUUUCACUCUGACAGGCGUUCAACUCCGAGACGGACAACUUCAGGCUGCUGUACGGGCGCCACCAGUACCACGCCAGCUGCGCCAACUUCUGGAUUAACUGUGUGGAGCCUAAACCCCCGGGCCUCAUCCUGCCUGACCUGCUCUGAGCUUGAGCUGCA
This is a messenger RNA of Platichthys flesus (European flounder), 6664 nucleotides long. It is a transcript of the gene synrg, whose product is annotated as synergin, gamma. NCBI's taxonomy places the organism in Eukaryota, Metazoa, Chordata, Actinopteri, Pleuronectiformes, Pleuronectidae. Gene Ontology annotation, molecular function: protein binding. Gene Ontology annotation, cellular component: clathrin coat of trans-Golgi network vesicle. The record is from RefSeq and is a predicted model, not a curated record. The transcript is spliced from 23 exons. The coding region runs from base 1 to 4335 and encodes 1444 amino acids.